Molecule: messenger RNA, 2718 nt
Organism: Brassica oleracea var. oleracea
Lineage: Eukaryota; Viridiplantae; Streptophyta; Magnoliopsida; Brassicales; Brassicaceae
Product: putative disease resistance protein At4g11170
Exons: 6
Coding region: 1-2718 (905 amino acids)
Biological process (GO): signal transduction; defense response
Molecular function (GO): ADP binding; ATP hydrolysis activity
Source: RefSeq, a predicted model, not a curated record
AUGAAUAAUACCAGUUGGAAGUUUGAAAACGUGCGCAUCAAGAACAAAACAACUCCGAGCCAACAACUCACUACUGCUUCUACUUCUUCAUCAUCGUCAACAACACAUCAAUACUGCUAUGACGUCUUCCCAAGCUUCUCAGGUAAAGAUGUCCGCAGGACUUUCCUGAGUCAUUUUCUUGAAGGAUUGCAAAGCAAGGGAAUCAAAACGUUCAUAGAUAAUGGGAUCAUGAGGAGCGAGUCUAUCAACUCUGAGCUCGUAAAAGCCAUUAGAGAAUCAAGAAUCUCUGUAGUGAUCCUAUCUGAGAACUACGCUUCCUCGAGCUGGUGUCUAGACGAGUUGCAGCUGAUCAUUGACUGCCGCGUUUCUUUAGGACAGACUCUGAUGCCAGUCUUCUACAAUGUAGAGCCGUCUGAUGUCAGAAAUCAAACAGGAGAUUUCGGGAAGGCCUUUGAGAAAGUUUUUAAUGGGAAGAAAAAAGUUGAGAAAGAGAGAUGGAGACAAGCUUUGACUCAAGUUGCAGCUAUUGCCGGUGAACAUUCUGUUUCAUGGGACAAUGAUGCGGAAAUGAUAGAAAAGAUUGUUGCUGAUGUUUCUGACGAGCUGAAUCGUUGCACACCUUCAAAGGAUUUCGACGGUUUAGUUGGAUUAGAAGCUCAUGUGGCGAAGUUGUGUUCUAUGUUAUGUUUAGAGUCUAAUGAAGUGAGGAUGAUAGGGAUUUGGGGCCCUAUUGGAAUCGGUAAGACCACCAUCGCCAGAGCUUUGUACAGUCAGCUUUCUGCAGCUGAUGAUGAUGAUAACUUUCAGUUAAACAUUUUCAUGGAGAAUAUUAAAGGAAGUUGCAGGAGAAACGAGCUUGAUGGUUAUAGCUUGAAGUUGCAUUUACAAGAAAGAUUUCUCUCUGAAAUUUUCAACCAGAGAGAUAUAAAGAUAAGCCAUUUAGGUGUUGCACAAGAAAGGCUUAAGAAUCAAAAAGCUCUUAUUGUUCUUGAUGAUGUAGAUGAAUUACAACAACUACAUGCAUUGGCAGAUCAAACUCAAUGGUUUGGUAAUGGAACCAGGAUUAUUGUGACUACAGAAGAUAAACAGCUUUUGAAAGCUCAUGGGAUUAAUCAUGUCUAUGAAGUGGGUUUUCCAUCUAAGGAUGAAGCCAUCAAGAUAUUGUGUAGAUAUGCUUUUGGGCAAAACUCAGCACCAGAAGGAUUCUAUGAUCUAGCUGUUGAAUUUUCUCAACUUUCUGGAAACCUUCCUCUAAGUCUCAGCGUUUUAGGUGCAUCUUUGCGAGGGAUGAGCAAGGAGGAGUGGACUAAAGCACUACCGAGGUUUAGAACAAGUCUAAAUGGGAAAAUUGAAAAAGUAUUUGGAGUCUGUUAUGAUAGUUUAGAUGAGAAAGAUAGGCUCAUCUUUCUUCAUAUUGCAUGCUUGUUCAACGGCGAGAAGGUAGAACGUGUGAUCCAGUUUCUUGCUAAGAGUGAACUGGAAGUAGAGUUUGGACUUAAAGUCCUUGUUGACAGAUCUCUUCUACAUAUCUGUGAUGAUGGGAAUAUAGUGAUGCAUUGUUUGCUACAACAAAUGGGCAAAGAAAUCAUUAGAGGACAAUGUAUAGAUGAGCCUGGAAAACGUAAGUUCCUAGUCGAUGCCAAGGAGAUCUCAGAUGUUCUUGUAGAUGCAACUGGUACAGAAACUGUAUUAGGCAUAUCACUAGAUAUGUCUAAACUCAAUGAUGAUGUGUGUACAAGUGAAAAAGCAUUUGAUAGAAUGCAUAAUCUUCAAUUAUUGAGGCUGUACACGAACUUUCAAGAUGAAUCAUUCAAGUUGUGUUUACCUCACGGCUUAGACCGUCUACCUCAUAAACUAAGGUUACUACAUUGGGACUCGUAUCCGAUAAAAUGUAUGCCUUCAAGGUUUCGUCCUGAGUUUCUCGUGGAACUUAGCAUGAGAGACAGCAAGCUAGAGAAGCUUUGGGAAGGUAUCCAGCCGUUAACAAGUCUCAAACAAAUGGAUUUGAGUGCGUCUACGAAGAUUAAAGAUAUUCCAAAUCUCUCAAAAGCAACAAAUCUUGAGAAUUUGUAUCUUAGAUUCUGCAAAGGUUUGGCCAGUGUUCCGUCUUCUCUCCAAAACCUUAAUAAACUCAAAGUAUUGGACAUGUCUUCUUGCGUAAGACUAAACGCUCUUCCGACAAACAUGAACUUGGAAUCUCUCAGUGUCCUUAACAUGAAAGGAUGCUCGAAGUUGAGGAUCUUUCCAGAGAUCUCAAGUCAAGUAAAGUUCAUGUCGGUUGGGGAAACAGCCAUAGAGGAAGUGCCUUUGUCUAUUAGUCUCUGGCCUCAGCUUAUUUCGUUGGAAAUGUCAGGAUGUAAGAAACUAAAGACAUUCCCAAAGCUCCCAGCAAGUGUAGAGGUAUUGGAUUUGAGCAGUACAGGAAUAGAAGAGAUUCCUUGGUGGAUCGAGAACGCAUCUCAGCUUCUUAUAAUGUGCAUGGCUAAUUGUAAGAAGCUGAAAUGUGUACCACCAAGCAUCUAUCAGCUGAAACAUCUUGAAGAUGUCGAUUUAUCUGGCUGCUCUGAACUUCGCCCCGUGCUUUCUUCCAGAGUCUUUGAGAAAUGCAGGAAAAGAAACAACAAAAAGAACAGUAACGGCUCGAGGAAGAAGAAUAUUAACAUGGAUGAAAGAUCUCUGCUCUUUUCAGUGACAGGGUCUUCUGAGACCAGAAUCUAG